UACACCUCCAAAUCUUGAAACCCCACAAAAUUUUCAUCAACAAAAUCUUGAAAUUUUUCAUCUUUUUUGCUUCAUGUGUUUACAAAAUUCAAUCUUUUUACAUAAAUUUAAAAGAAUUUGAUUAUUGGGUGGUGAGUGAGGGUUCUUAUCCUCAAGAAUCCAUUGAAGUUUUUGAAAAAGAUGAUCUUGUUGAACAAAACAAGAAUUCUUGAAAACAAAUCUUGUGUUGAAUUUUUUUUAUUUUAUUUUUGGAUCUUUCAGAUAUUCAACAGCUACUUUAAAUCUUCUUUUUGUUCCAAAUUUUCUGUAAAAGAUUGAUUAUUUUUGAGUUGGAGAUAAUGGACAAAGCAUUGUUGCCACCCGGGUUUCGGUUUCAUCCCACAGAUGAAGAAUUGAUUGGUUAUUACCUUAAACGGAAGGUCGAAGGGCUUGAAAUUGAACUUGAAGUGAUUCCGGUUAUCGAAUUGUACAAGUUUGAUCCAUGGGAGUUGCCUGAUAAAUCUUUCCUUCCAACGCGUGAUAUGGAGUGGUUCUUUUUCGUUCCACGCGAUCGCAAGUACUCAAACGGAUCACGCACAAAUAGAGCAACAAAAGCCGGGUACUGGAAAGCCACAGGCAAAGACCGAAAAGUGAUGUGCCAGUCUUCUUUAAUCGGCUAUCGUAAGACCCUCGUCUUUUAUCGUGGUAGAGCACCAUUAGGUGAUCGAACUGAUUGGCUGAUGCACGAGUUUCGGUUAUGUGAUGAUAAUUCUAGAGGGGCACCAAUAUUUCAAGGACCGUUUGCUUUGUGUCGUGUGAUGAAAAGGAACGAGUUAACAAAGGAAGUUGGAAGUACUGCCAAUGGGGUUAUCAUUGAGCCGUUGGUUCCUCAAACAAGCGCCCCUUUGUGUAACGAGAGUAGUUUAUCGAGUCCUCUUUUGUCUUAUGAGAAAGCGACUACUUUAGAGAAUGAACCGACUUCAUCAACGGGCCUUAAGAGUCCUUCGAUGUUUUGGGUCUCACCUGAUUUGAUUCUUGAUUCAUCAAAAGGACAAGAAGGGCACUUUGGGUAUUUGACACAAAACGAGGUUCCAAACCCGACAAGUCCAUUGCAACCAUAUCAGCAGUUUGAGAUCUCACCAAGUUCAUCGUACUCGAAUUAUACAGAGGAAGUUGAACUUGUUGAUGAUGUAAACCGAUUUGGCUACUUGUCACCGUAUUCAAGUAGCCAAAGCUUAACUGGAUUAUUUGGAAACGACGAUCAGUUUUCGUACAAGUUCUAAUUCAUGUAGAAUUGUAGAAUACAAAAAUUGCCCAUGAGUAACAAUCACUUGUAUAAGCUUUUUGGUUACUCUAUUGCCAUGAUAGUUGUGGUUGUUAA
Molecule: messenger RNA, 1360 nt
Organism: Helianthus annuus (common sunflower)
Lineage: Eukaryota; Viridiplantae; Streptophyta; Magnoliopsida; Asterales; Asteraceae
Product: NAC domain-containing protein 71
Exons: 3
Coding region: 339-1262 (307 amino acids)
Biological process (GO): regulation of DNA-templated transcription
Molecular function (GO): DNA binding
Source: RefSeq, a predicted model, not a curated record